Penicillium brevicompactum is the source of this 1209-nucleotide messenger RNA. RefSeq lists its product as uncharacterized. Gene Ontology annotation, cellular component: mannan polymerase complex. The record is from RefSeq and is a predicted model, not a curated record. The transcript has 3 exons. Lineage: Eukaryota; Fungi; Ascomycota; Eurotiomycetes; Eurotiales; Aspergillaceae. The coding region runs from base 1 to 1209 and encodes 402 amino acids. Gene Ontology annotation, biological process: protein N-linked glycosylation. Gene Ontology annotation, molecular function: alpha-1,6-mannosyltransferase activity.
AUGAAUCCAUCCAAAGCCAGAGGCCGCCGCUCUUUUUUCACCCCUCGCAUAUCGAGCUGUGUCUUCGUGUUCCUCGUUUGGUUUCUUUGGCAUCACCUGCCAAGUCCACCGGUCACCCAAAACAAUACCCGCGCAGAUCGACCACCUCCGAGGUAUCGAGUGGAGGAUCAACCCCAUUUCCUCUACCAGUCAUCCUUUCGAGAAUCUCCAGAUCUUCAAUACGAGAGCGAAAUCUCAGAUGCCUUGGAAAGUCUCGCCGAGAAUGUACUAGCCCAGAGUCGGGGAAACGACAAAUCCGAGGAAAGAAUCUGGCAGAUAGCGAGCGAUGAUACGAUGCGGGGCGCAGAUUCCCGAGAGUUUGAAGCGAGGAAUAGCGAGUGGAAAUAUACUUUGGUCGAUGAUAAGAAAGCCACGGCAUUUGUGACGACCGAGUUAUCUGCCAUCCCAGAUAUCGCCGCUGUUUUUAAAUCGUAUCCCCACAACGUGCUGCGGGCAGACUUGCUCAGAUAUUUGCUUCUCUGGUACUACGGAGGCUUCUAUGCAGACAUCGAUGUCUUUCCGGCCCGCUCCAUCAAGACAUGCCCAGCACUCCAACCGUUUUUGCCGAGAGCGGAAGACAUUACCCCAAAUGUGUCUCUUGUCGUCGGUGUCGAGGUCGAUGAGCCAUAUGCUUUACCGCAAUUUAUGCGUGACUGGCAUUGGACGAGAAGCUACGGGUUGAUUCAGUACACAAUGUACGCGCCUCGUCGCUUCAGUCCACUUUUGCGAGAAGUUAUCGUCCGUAUACGGGGGAUUUUCCAUAGCGCACGCUACGAUGAAAAGGCAAUCCUUGGUGUCACGGGGCCAGAUGUUUUCACAGAUGCUAUUCUGGAGACUCUUUCCUCCUCUUUGCCCUCAAACCACCCUUUCAUCCAGCAGUCAGUUGCUGCAGAUUCCGGCAUCAAUGACCUUGUGUCUUCGAUAACAGGAGAUGUUGAAGAACGGGUCUCCUGGGCCCCGUUCCACAGACUUCAAGAUCCUGUCUGUGUUCGAGACAGCGAAGGCCUCUAUGGUGCAUCGAAUGGCGGGCUUUGCGUGCUACCAAUCAGUGUGUGGGGCAACGGACAGCGGCAUAGCAAGGCUGGAGGGUUCAAUGAUUUUGACGCCUGCAUAAAUCAUCGUUUCGGUCGCACAUGGAAGAAGGGCUGGUGGGAGUACAUAUUUGGAUAA